AUGGCUGCCCAAUCCCGCCCAUCGAAGGGGACGGCGGGGUCGCCGCUUCGCGUUGCGACGAACUCCUUCGAGAUCGUUCGCCGUCCUAGGGCGACGUAUUACCAUUACGAUGACAUAAAACCAGAAGUCGGCAAAUCUCAUCGCGCGCAUGAGAUUAUCUACAAGUUACAGGAAGAUAACCCUCAAGUAUUUACCCCACGGGCUGUAUAUGACGGCCGUGCAAACCUCUUCUCGACAAGAAACAUCAAUUCGGGGGAGAAUCCCAGGCCGAGGGGUAUUUACUAUCAAAAUUAUGCGGGUUGCGACAAUCCGGCCGAGGCACGCCACAUCGCGAUUGUUUCUGCUAUUUUCUCAUACUACCCUAGUGACAUCGACCAACUGACCAUGCCGGGAGGCGCCGGCGCGAAUACAAAUACAAUGGCAGUCAACUUGCUACAAAUAAUAAUUCGCCAAGCACCAAAUAUACGUCAUGGAUUUAGUCCCGAUGCUCGAUCUUUCUUCACCAGCAGCCAUUCGAAAGAUCUUGCCCAAGGGCUGCAGGCGUGGCAUGGUUUUUUCCAGAGUGUUCGGCCGGUCUUAGGUCGCCUCUUGAUCAACGUUGAUGUGGCCAAUGCAGUUGUAUAUGCACCCGGACCUCUGGAGACGUUAGCAAUGAGGUUUCUCAAUCUCCGCGAUGUGCGCGAUCUCGAUCGUGUUCGUCCAGGGUCCCCCGAAUGGCAAAAGCUGCGACAAUUCCUCAAGGGGGUCUCUGUGACAUUGAAAACGACGCGAUCAGUCAGAGCGCGGCCUAUCAAAGACCUCGUGGCGCAGGGCGGACUAUUUGAAUUUGAGAAGGAUAAUAAGAUAACCACUGUUCAGGCAAGCAACAUCCUUAUCGGCGAACAUUUUCAGCAGCACCACAAUAUAAGAUUGCGCUUCCCGAAGAUUUUUGGAGUCCGUAUUGGGAAAGAUGCAGUGUUACCCGCGGAAGUGUGCACCGUUGCGCACGGCCAGGUAUAUAAGAAGAAGUUGUCACCCGAAAUGCAAAGCAAUUUUUUGAAGUUUUCGACACAAAGGCCGGACGCGCGGCUUAGACAAAUUCAGGAGGGAAUCAGUGGUCCGACCCAGGUUUUAGAUUAUGCAACAUCCCAUUUCAUUCAAGAGGCAGGUAUGGAAAUCGGGACGAUGCCCAUCAAUAUCAAUGGGCGCGUUCUUCCCACACCCUCGAUCAAGUAUCAAAAUCAAGUACUGAACCUAAUAGCGAAGUCCGGCAAAUGGAAUGUUGUUCGACAGCGUUUGGAGAAGCCCGGCACGCUCAAUGCCUGGGCGAUCGUCGUGUUCGAUCAGCAAGCGAAUACUAACGUGGUACAAGGCUUUGUCAGAAAGUUGCAGGGAAACCUCGCAAGUCUCGGGAUUACGACACGAGGGGAACCCUUCAUUGCGGAAGGCCACCCUUACCAAGUAGAAGAUUCGCUUCAACAUGCGGCAUCGCAGAGUGUUAGAGGAGCCCCUCCCGGCACGGCGCCCAGUCUGCUCCUUGUACUUUUACCUAAUAGCGCCGCCGAGAUCCGCCGGAAGGUUAAACACUGGGGUGACGUGACGGUAGGUGUGCCGACUCAGUGCAUUCGCCAGGGAAAGUGGGAACCUGCCAAGGACCAAUAUUGCAACAAUGUCGCACUGAAGCAAGUGGCACAGUCUCCUAAUAAUCAAUUUUUCAUUAAUGAUUACCUCCAGAAUCAAUGCAAAGAUCGGGGGUGUGAACUCAGUCUUGGCUACAACCUUAAUGCCAGCAGGUACCAUGGCGCCGAUGUCGGGCACCCAGGGCCCGGCGUUAAGGAUCGUCCUUCGGUGACCGGCCUUGUCGCUUCUGUCGACGCAGAGGCGACACGGUACACUGCAUACGCUGGAGUCCAGGAGCCCCGUACCGAGAUUAUCGCCAAUUUAGCAGAUAUGUUGAGAAGCGCUAUCCGCGACUUCGUAAUGUAUUGGAAAGGUAGAUAUCCGUUGAAUAUCGUGUUCUAUCGCGAUGGUGUUUCGGAAGGCGAAUAUGCCCAGGUAGCUGCGCAAGAAGUCAAUGCGAUCAAUGAGGUGCUUCUGUCGCUGCCACAGCUCAAUCCUAAGGGUGAGUGGCUCCCGGGCACGAAAGCCUACCAGCCAGGGGCCAAACCGAAGCUGGUCUUCAUCGUGGUCGGCAAAAGGCAAGUUGUGCAUCACAUCCGCUUCUUCCCAUUGCAGGCAGGAGAAGCCGACAGCUCGGGCAACUGCCCUCCGGGUUUCGUUGUAGAUGACCAGAUAACAAACGCAAUGUAUCCUGAUUUUUAUCUGCAAUCUCACAGUGGCAUUCAAGGAACGAGCCGACCGUCACAUUACAUAGUGAUCGAGAACGAGCUUGGUCUGACCGCAGACAUCUAUCAAGACCUUUCGUUUAAAUUGUGCCAUGUAUAUGCGAGUGCGACUCGUUCUGUGUCCAUUCCGGCUCCGGUUUACUACGCUGACCGUGUCUGCGCCCGCGCCGAGAACCACUUCAGCGAAAGCUUGCGUUUCGGUGAAUCUGAUGCUGGUACGACAGUUAGCGGACCGGACCCACCGUUUGAGCUGGAGCGCUGGCAAAAUGGCUUUAAUAUUGGCCGGUUGAACCGCCAAAUGUUCUUCCUGUAG
Molecule: messenger RNA, 2637 nt
Organism: Fibroporia radiculosa
Lineage: Eukaryota; Fungi; Basidiomycota; Agaricomycetes; Polyporales; Fibroporiaceae
Exons: 22
Coding region: 1-2637 (878 amino acids)
Molecular function (GO): RNA binding; protein binding
Source: RefSeq, a predicted model, not a curated record